GAAAAGAAUAUCUGAAGCUCCCCCCUUUCUUCACGCAUACCAGCCAAAAAUUACGCCUCCGCCAAAUUACUAUACUUCAGAUUGACUGUCUCUCAAUUAUAUGUGUGUGUGAGAGAUCUCCGGCAGUAAUGCCUCAAAGCGGCGGCGCAGCCGCCAAAUCUCAGCCGCUCCCUCUAGUCGUGACGCUCAAUUGCAUCGAAGACACACUUUUGGAGGAGGAAUGCCUCAGCUGCGUGGCGGAGGUGGAGCACGUGUCGCUCAGCCGGCUGGCGGAGUCGCGGAUCGAAUCGGCCACGGCUGUGCUAAUCCACUCGCUCUCGUUACUUCCACGCGCCGCGCAGCGCCGCUUCCGGCCGUGGCAACUGAUUCUGUGCCUCGGAUCGUCCGACCGCGCCGUCGACUCGGCUCUGGCCUCGGAACUUGGGCUGAACCGGCUGAUCCAUGUGGACGUGAGCCGGAGCGAGGAGGUGGCGGACACUGUGAUGGCGCUUAUUUUGGGGCUACUGAGGCGGACGCAUCUCCUCUCGAGGCACACGCUCUCGGCUUCCGGGUGGCUCGGCUCGGUACAGCCGCUCUGCCGUGGAAUGCGACGGUGUCGUGGAUUGGUUUUGGGGAUUGUUGGUAGAUCCGCCUCUGCGACGUCGUUGGCUAAUAGGAGCUUGGCGUUUAAGAUGAGUGUGUUGUACUUUGAUGUUCAAGAGGGAAAUGGUAAAAUAAGUAGAUCUUCCUUAACAUUUCCCGCUGCUGCUAGAAGAAUGGAUACACUUAAUGACUUGCUUGCUGCAAGUGACCUAAUAUCCCUUCACUGUGCUCUGACUAAUGAUACAAUUCAAAUCAUCAAUGCAGAUUGUUUACAGCAUAUAAAGCCUGGGGCUUUUCUUGUAAAUACUGGGAGCAGCCAGCUGUUGGAUGAUUGUGCUGUGAAACAACUUUUGAUUGAUGGCACGCUUGCAGGCUGUGCCCUUGAUGGUGCUGAAGGUCCACAAUGGAUGGAAGCCUGGCUAAGGGAGAUGCCCAAUGUUCUAAUACUUCCUCGCAGUGCUGACUACAGUGAAGAAGUGUGGAUAGAGAUUAGGGAAAAGGCAAUUUCCAUACUACAGCAAUUCGUCGUUGGUAAUGCCAUUCCAAAGAAUGCUGUAUCUGAUGAGGAAGAUGAGGAGGAAAGUGAGUUGGAGAGUAAGAACAAACAUAGUCCCAUGCUGGAGAGCGAAACUUCAUUCCAAGGUUCAGCGAGUGAGCUACAGGCAGAAAGUUCCCAGAAAAAAGUUUUGAAUCAGUCAAAAGAUAAUUCUCCCCAAAAUCAAAGCUCUGUUUUGUCUCAAAGUAAUAUGAAUAGAUCUGAAACAAAGCGAAACAGAUCAAGUAAGAAGGCUAAGAAGAAGCAUGGCCGGCAAAAAUCUCAGAAUAAAGCAGAUGGCGCAUUGACAUUUGAGAAAGAAAGUUCUUCAUAUAGAGAAGAUGAUGCUACUAUGAGUGGCACAGAUCAAGUUCUGAGUUCUAGUGAAGAUUCAAGGAAUAGGAAAACACCAGUUGACUCAAAAGCAGAAUUAACUCCAGAGCUGCCGCUAAACUCAAGCCGAGAACUUGUUAAAAAAUCGGGUGAACUGCUGAAAGAUGGCUUCAUUGUAUCUUUACACGCAAGAGACCAUCCUGCACUUCAUGUCUCAAGGCAAAGAGUCAAAGGUGGUGGGUGGUUCCUGGAUACAUUGUCAAAUGUCACAAAAAGAGACCCUGCAGCCCAGUUCCUGGUUGUGUAUCGAAACAAGGAUACGAUUGGGUUUAGAUCAUUUACUGCUGGAGGAAAGUUAUUACAGAUAAAUAGAAGGAUGGAAUUCGUAUUUGCCAGUCAUAGCUUUGACGUGUGGGAAAGUUGGACAGUUGAGGGUUCUCUCGAAGAGUGCAGGCUGGUGAACUGCAGAAAUCCUCUGGCUGUGUUGGAUGUGCGCAUUGAAAUCGUUGCUGCUCUAGGUGAAGACGGCAUCACUCGCUGGCUCGAUUAGCUGUUGGACGUACAAAUGUUAAAAGUCCUUUAACACAUGAAAGACGCAUUACAUGGAUGCAUUCCUUUUUACGAAUCAUCUUCAUGAGACAAUAUUGUUGUAGUUGGAAACAUAGGCCUAUUGCAAUUCAAUUCUCAAGUAUUUGCAUGCUUAUUUUGACGUCUAAUAUACUGAGUGAUUUGUCUCAAAGCUCAUUCAAUCACAUUUUGGUUUCUAAAACCGAACCUUGUGGAUUA
Salvia splendens (bonfire salvia) is the source of this 2236-nucleotide messenger RNA. Its product is annotated as C-terminal binding protein AN. The transcript is spliced from 7 exons. Gene Ontology annotation, biological process: microtubule cytoskeleton organization. The coding region runs from base 129 to 2000 and encodes 623 amino acids. Gene Ontology annotation, molecular function: NAD binding. The record is from RefSeq and is a predicted model, not a curated record. Lineage: Eukaryota; Viridiplantae; Streptophyta; Magnoliopsida; Lamiales; Lamiaceae.